Molecule: messenger RNA, 3015 nt
Organism: Rhopalosiphum maidis (corn leaf aphid)
Lineage: Eukaryota; Metazoa; Arthropoda; Insecta; Hemiptera; Aphididae
Gene: Gad1
Product: glutamate decarboxylase
Exons: 10
Coding region: 1-1515 (504 amino acids)
Biological process (GO): carboxylic acid metabolic process
Cellular component (GO): cytoplasm
Molecular function (GO): pyridoxal phosphate binding; carboxy-lyase activity
Source: RefSeq, a predicted model, not a curated record
AUGACAUGGAUUAUUGGAUUUGGACCCAUAAGCCCUGCCCAAAAUUUAUUGCCUCAUAAUUUAUCUGGACAGGCACAAACCAGAGAGUUUCUUUUAAAAGUCGUUGAUAUCUUAGUAGAUUACAUUAACGACGUCAAUGAUCGAGACGAAAAAGUAUUGCAUUUUAAGCACCCCGAGGAAAUGUUACGACUGCUGAAAUUAGAUAUUCCCAACGAAGGUGUGCCAUUGCAAAAUUUAAUCGACGAUUGCAGUUUAACACUCAAGCAUCAAGUAAAAACAGGACAUCCGAGAUUUUUCAACCAGCUCUCAUGCGGUCUAGACAUCGUGUCCAUGGCGGGUGAGUGGCUAACAGCAACAGCAAACACGAACAUGUUCACGUACGAAAUCGCUCCAGUAUUUAUUCUUAUGGAAAACGUGGUGUUAACCAAGAUGAGAGAAAUCAUCGGGUGGAAGAACGGUGACUCGAUUUUUGCUCCAGGUGGAUCGAUAUCGAAUAUGUACGCGUUUUUGGCAGCCCGACAUAAAAUGUUCCCGGGGUACAAAGAACAAGGACUCCACUCAAUCAAAGGACAACUGGUCAUGUACACAUCGAACCAAUCUCAUUAUUCGGUUAAGAGUUGUGCAUCAGUAUGCGGGUUAGGAACAGAAAAUUGUGUCGAAGUACCUAGCGACGAAAGGGGCCGCAUGAUACCUUCUGAGCUGGAGCGCCUCAUAUUAGAAAGAAAGUCUAAAGGUCACAUACCGUUUUUCGUUACUGCCACAGCGGGUACAACUGUUCUUGGUGCAUUUGAUCCAAUCAACGAAAUUGCGGACAUUUGCGAAAAAUAUAAGCUGUGGCUCCACAUCGAUGCUGCCUGGGGUGGUGGGUUGCUUCUAUCUCGCAAGUACCGAUAUCCCCGUCUGGCUGGCAUUGAACGGGCUAACUCGGUGACUUGGAAUCCACACAAACUGAUGGGCACCUUACUUCAGUGCUCCACAAUACAUUUCCGAGAGAAUGGACUUUUGAUCAGCUGCAAUCAAAUGAGCGCGGAAUACUUAUUCAUGCAAGACAAACUGUACGACGUCCAAUACGAUACAGGUGACAAAGUAAUACAGUGUGGUCGUCACAACGAUGUGUUUAAACUUUGGCUACAAUGGCGUGCCAAGGGUACUGAAGGUUUCGAAAAACACAUGGAUCACUUGAUGGAACUCAGUGAAUAUAUGGUGGAGAAAAUUAAAGCAUCGCCAGACAAAUAUUAUUUACUCCUUGAACCGGAAAUGGUGAACGUCAGUUUUUGGUACGUGCCGAAACGCUUGCGAAACAUUCCACACUCGGCAAAACGAGCAGAAAGUCUUGGCCAGAUCACGCCAGUUCUGAAGGGAAAAAUGAUGGAAGUCGGCACGCUAAUGGUCGGAUAUCAGCCACUGAACGAGAUACCGAACUUCUUCCGGAACAUUAUAUCCAGCGCCGCAGUUACCAAGGCGGAUGUCGACUUUUUGUUGUCCGAACUGGACCGCCUAGGACAAGACCUUUAAAUCGGGAGGAAAAGAAACGAUUAAUGAUAAAUUUCGCUAGUCUCUAUAAAAUGUUUAGUUAUUAUUGUGUUAUGUUUUCGUAGACACUAUAUUAUCACGAUCCCCGGCCAAUGGCUCUAUUCCAGCCGUGCGCCGUAAAUAAUAAUAAUAAUAGGAAGCCUGUACAGACAGGCUGUCUGUGCUGCGUUUAUAAUAUAUAGAUAAAUCCCAUAGUUAUUAGUAAUUUUUCGUUUUAAAUAAAUAAUAAGUGAUAAGUGUUAUCCACGAUUUUUCUGAAUUAUUAUUAUUGUUGUUGUUGUAUAGUUGUAAUAAAAUAAAUAGUGUGCCUACUAUAUUAUACUAUUAUACUGUAUAAUAUAUUAUUAUAAUAUGCGUCGACCGCACGUUAUAUUAUAUUACAAAUUUACAAUAUUAUUUUUGCUUUUAAACAUCGACUUUUCUUUGAUUGCGAGUAUUUAUUAUUUUCCUCUCCGUUUUUAAGACCGCAUCUGGUAUUUAUGUGAUGAUGGAAAUCGGCUAAUAAUUUUCUUAAAGGCGUGAGUUGUAACAACAAUAAUAAUAAUAAUUAUUAUUAUUAUAUAGGUACCUACUAAGAUUAAACACUUCUGUCUAAUGACCACACGCAAAUCUAAUAUCGUUUAUAAGUCUUCAAUAUAAAAACCGUUCGAUAGCAUUGUUUUAUUGGAAUAAUAAUAUCCCUUAAAAUCAAUAGGGUUAAUAGUCCAUUUAAAUGUAUCCAGAACUUUUAUUCUUAACCUACAAUAAAUACCAACCUCCCGAUAACUGUUCAAUCAAUAAUAAAUUGUUUCAAUCGAAUGAUGGCAAUAAUAAUAAUACGACAUAAUAAUAAACCUAUCCAUUACGGUUUGGUACACUAAAGAUAAUCACGUAAAACGUGAACAAUAUUCGAAACGAAAAAUUGGUGUCUGUUAAAAUAAAUAAGUAAUAUUAUUAAUUACGGUUUAUCUUAACUUUUGUACACGAUUUUUCGGUUCGAGUGGGUUUGCGUCUUAUAUAACCAGGUUUAAUAUAUAUAUAUAUAUAUAUAUAUGUUUGCAUGCUUCAAAAACACUAUAGUGAAGAAAAUCCACAAACGUUUUUCAAUGCACUUUUUUUUAUCUUUAGAUACACCGUUGUUUUUCCGCACCGUUUUAUUCGCACAUUUGCACAAAAGUUUUUUAUUCGCACUGUUGCACUUCAAAAUAUUAUGCACUUCAGUCUUACACUCUUACACAAUUUACACUUUCUAUACUUUUUAAGCAUAUAUAUAUUAUAUGUAUAAUAUAAUAAUAACAUAAUCAUGGACGUUCUUAAAUAGCUGAGCGUACAAGACACGAGCGACAAAAAGCCCAGUCCAUCUCCGAAUCUCCCAAGCUUAAUAUUUAAUAUAUUACUACAUGACUAUUUAAAACACAAAAAGUGUUAAAAUCUGUUGUAAAAAUUUACUUUUUAUAAUUUUAACGUUUUUAAUAUUUUCUAAAAAAAAAUGGACGUUCUUGA